GGCUUUCAAAUCCAUCGCAGUCGACAGCCAGUCUCAGGCAGGCGGCGUUAAACGCAGCACCGAGGCAGCAGUCAGGGCUAAAAUGACGUUCAGCCGCUUGUUAUCCCGAGCUGUUCUCAUUAACAGGGCCGGAUCCAGAUCAGCCUUCACUAGCUCCAAGACGGACACAGCCAGCCCCAACUGGCUGCAAGUGGGUCUUGCGUUUGGAACAGCGGCUUUUAUCUGGGGCCUGCUCUUCAAACAGCACAGCACAGAUGUUCAUGAGUAUGAAGUGAAAAAAGGCCUUCAGUGAUCUGUACAGAAGGAAGCGUUUGGAUCCUCUCUGUUGGACACAUCUGCUUCUGUUCCAUGUAACCCCCCCAACCUAAACUCUGUAAAAUACAAUGAAAUAAGAUAAAUAAAUGUCAUGUGUGAACUGUGGA
This is a messenger RNA of Xiphophorus maculatus (southern platyfish), 422 nucleotides long. It is a transcript of the gene ndufc1, whose product is annotated as NADH:ubiquinone oxidoreductase subunit C1. Gene Ontology annotation, cellular component: mitochondrion. NCBI's taxonomy places the organism in Eukaryota, Metazoa, Chordata, Actinopteri, Cyprinodontiformes, Poeciliidae. The transcript has 4 exons. The record is from RefSeq and is a predicted model, not a curated record. The coding region runs from base 83 to 292 and encodes 69 amino acids.